Papaver somniferum (opium poppy) is the source of this 1085-nucleotide messenger RNA. Its product is annotated as cilia- and flagella-associated protein 298-B-like. The transcript has 6 exons. The record is from RefSeq and is a predicted model, not a curated record. Bases 172 to 732 code for a protein of 186 amino acids. Gene Ontology annotation, biological process: regulation of cilium movement. NCBI's taxonomy places the organism in Eukaryota, Viridiplantae, Streptophyta, Magnoliopsida, Ranunculales, Papaveraceae.
UGAGCCUAUCGACUCUACUUGAGAUGGGAUAGGCAAAUGCUUAAACCUAAACCUUCCCACCCCAGUUUAACCAUUUCGCCUCUGCACUGUAGAGUGGGAAUGGAUUUGCUCUAAAGAAAUCCAGCAUAAGUCGUACGGUAAAGGCAAAACAGACUGAAAAUUAAAAAUAAAAUGGUGGAAAUACAAGUGAAGGAUGCCGAGGAAAAGCAGCAAUUUGUGUACGAAUGUGAGUGCAGCGAACAAAUAGAAGAAAUAGCCAAAGAUAUCAUUGAGAUCUACAACCUAAUUACCAAGAUUCAGUAUCUCGAUUUCACUUUCCAACAACAACAAUGUCCACUCCAAGGAUGUCAUGAGGAUGUAGCGAGGUCUCUAACGAGGGCUUUAUCAGAAGCUCAGGCUUAUGCAUCUAAGGAUAUUGCCCUCAACAAGCGACCUUUAUCACCUCAUGUACUGAGAGAUCAUAUUCAAACUAUAGAGGGAGAAGUCUUGAAGAGUCAACUUAUGGGCUUCUCUGAUUCCAAUCAACUACAGAAGCUAUAUUCGGAUAUGGAACUUCUACAAGAGGAUACUACCAAGCUUUGGUGGGCAGGGAAGGAAUUUCUGAGGAGUAAACGCUUAUGUGAUUAUGUUGGCAAAAAUGAGAAAACCAAGAUCCUUAUCAAGUUGGAGAAACCGAGCUUGGGUAGUGCACGUCAAUCUGACAAAGGUUUCAGUUAUGAAAAGGCAUCUUGAAGAUUCACCAGUCAAAAAGAGCAAAGUUGGCAUUCAGGAAACACAGACUCAUACUCUCACAAGUCACACAAUCUAUAGCCACAUGGUGACUGCACUCGUAACCACAGCUUUGGUGUUCUGCUUUACAGUAUCUUUUAUGCAUUUUUUUUGUUGCAUAGCCAAUUAGCAGUUUCUUCUUGUUUUCUUCUUAUUUGUUCAAUGGAAUAUGUCAAUAUAAUUAAGAGUAGUGAGCAUUAGAAUUGAAUCACACAAUAUUAUGCACACUAGGUAUAUUUUCACAUAAAUCCUGCUAAAAACUUUUAUGUAAAUGUAUUGUACAAUCUCCUUACGUAAUUACAUGCGCUUAUAUGCAA